Molecule: messenger RNA, 1494 nt
Organism: Pedinophyceae sp. YPF-701
Lineage: Eukaryota; Viridiplantae; Chlorophyta; Pedinophyceae
Source: the annotation of a GenBank genome assembly
AUGACCCAGCUCCCCGCCCCGCGCCCCGCAGAGCUCGCCUCGCGCCUGGAGGACCUCUUCAACAUCGCCAUCACCGGCCAGGACGGCGAGCGCGGCGACGACGCAGGACCUGCCACGGAGCAGCUCGUGCGCAACAUCCUCGGGCUCCUCCUCCCCAGCAACCUCUCCGACCUCCUCGGGGCCUCCACCAGCGGGGGCAUCACGGCGGGGGACUUCGUCCUCGGCAGCAUGGACGAGAUCAUCGCGCGUCUGGCGGACCAGCACGACAACCCGAGGGCCCCCGGGGACGACGUGCCUGUGGCGGAGAGCGUGCAGGAGGGCGACAAGUGCAUCAUCUGCACGGACGAGUACGAGGUGGACCAGCAGGUCAUCAAGAUGCCGUGCCAGCACGUCUUCCACGAGGACUGCCUCGACAAGUGGCUCAACAUCAACAACACAUGCCCCGUCUGCCGCCACGAGCUCCCAGAAGAAGCAGAGCCCUCCCGCCGCCAGAGCCCAGGGAACGGGAGUGGCGGACGGCCAGGCGAGGACGAGGAGUCCGGGAGCGACUACAACAGCAGCGAGGGCAGCGGCAGCGAGGGCACGUUCUCCGAGGGCACGGAGAGCGAGGGCAGCGGCACGCCGUCCGGCGACGGGAUGGACCACUAUGCGCUUGACGCAGGUCUGUCUGACGCGCUGUACAUCAUCGGGCGGCGGCUGCGCGGCCACGCGGCGGGCGGACGCGACAGCGGGUCCGCGGCGGAGGUGGACACGUCCUUUGAGGACAGCGAGACGGGGGAGUCUGGGUCUGAGUCCGACAGCAUGCCUAGCCUGGCGAGUGCGAGCGAGCUGGACGACAGCAUGCCGAGCCUGGCGAGCGCGAGCGAGCUCCAGUCGCACCGCUCCGGCUCGCCGCGGCCGCCGUCGGUCGGCGCUGCGAGCCGGCCCUCGCGGGCCGAGGGCAGCGACGACGACGCGGGAAGCGACGUGCCGCCGCCGCCGCUGCCCCCCGAGGCAGUCGGCUCCGGCCGCGUCGUCGCGCCGCCAACGGGCCGGCUGCCUGCGCCGGGACGCGCCGCCGAGGCGGCCCCGACGGCCGCAGACCUCCGAACCCCCUGCGGGCGGCACUCGGGCUGGGGACGCCCCGAGUCCCAGGCUGCCUGUGUUUCCCACGAUGGGGCCCGUGGCGCGGGACUCGGACGACGAGUCGGACGCGCCUCCGAGCACGUUCGACAUCCUGCAAGCCAUCACCAUCAUGGAGGACUUAUUGCAACACUCCCCCUUGCGGGUCGGGCCCCAGGACCUGGACGAGGACUUCGACAGCGGCAGCGACAGCGACGACGAGAUGCCGCCCCUCGCGCUGGAGCCCGAGAGCGACUCUCGCUCCGCAACGACGGCGGUGGCGGACGUCGCGACCGCGGCGGGCGUGCGCGCGUCGUCGCCGUCGGAGCGGGACACGGACGAGGAGAGCGAGGACGUGCCGCCGCCCAGCAAGCGCGCGCGCACCGCGGCUGA